AUGGACCAAAACUUUGUCAUUCUCUCUUUAGAGUACUCAUACUUGAUAAACUCCCUGGUGGGGUUUUUCGAAUCCAACUCUGGUCUCUGGCAGAACCAAGAGUCCUAUUCACACACACUCAUGCCCUAUCCAGAAAGCAAGGGCCAAAAAGCCCCCAGAAUCAUCGACAACUUGGCUUCUUUAAGAUCCACGCUGAUGAUGUUGAACAAUAACGGAAUGGGCGAAAGCAAUCACAUCAAAUUGAUCGAGCCUCAGCUUGCUAGCCAGCUCAUCACCGUCAGCAUCAAUGGAAAUGAAACAUUCAUCAACAACUCAAGAACUGAAAUCCUCAAGGCUUACCACCACGUCAAUUUCAAGCGCAUUCCUUUGAGAACGCUGGAAGUGGAAAAGAUCGGGGCAAACUUUGCCCAUCGGCUCGACGCAAUUGCCAAAAGAUGCAAUGUUGAGAUCAUCAUCAGCAGCAUGGACACAGACUUCAAGGCUCCUCCGAAAACGUCUACGACCACUUCUGUUUUCAUUCUCGGAAGCACCGAUAACACCUGUUUGGCUGAAACAGAAACGAAAAUCUUGAUCGAUACCUUGUUGAGAAACUGCCUUGUGGACCGUGUUUCUGUUCCGCUUUCACUUAUUCCUAUUAUUGGUGGACCUGGCUUGGCAAACUUUGCCGAAAUCACUCGCCAGCUGAAUGUCACCAUAUAUUUGCCUUAUCUCAUGCCUCUGAUUUUCCACUCGGAAGUUUUGGAAACGAAUGAUGACAUGAAAAUAUGGAUGACGUCAAACAAAACAUCGGAGGUGAAACUCACCAUGGCCAAUGUUGGUGACCUCAUUGAUGUCGUGGAUCCUAGAAAAUCUUCCGACGCAAAAUUAUAUACCCAGACCGUGGAGUUCCCAAAAGAAAAACUUGAUUUGGUAGGCGUCUACCAUCAAAAUGACAUUUCGAAUAUUAUGCUCAAACAUGGCGUUUAUAUUCAGAUACCAAGCUUUGGCGAACCAGGAAACAACAAAGUCAUCGUACAAGGAAACAGCAAGGACACGGUUUCGAGCGCGAUCGAAGAACUUAGCACCCUUAGUGGUAGUUUUUAUGGUCUUAACUUGAAGUUUCGUAAAGGCCUAGCAUCUGCCGAACUCGAGUACUACUUCAUCAAUCUUAUCAGCAACAAGAAAACGUGUGUUCUCACAUACAACGAAAAUGGCAUUUACAUAAUAGGUGAAAGGUCGGAGGUGAGAUGUUUGCUAAGGGAAUUUGUUUCCAACUCAAACGCUACAACCUUCUUUACGUCGAUGAUGAGUGAACUAGACGCGAAGCUUCUGAUUGAGUUUAGCAUGGAACUCAACAACCUGCAAAAAGAGUUCUUAAGUGGGAAGAAAAAUGGCAAGAUUGCAAAGAUAUUGAACCAGCUCAACCAUAUCCCCACUAUCAAAUACGAACAUUUGAACGAUUUGAACUUCAUCAUCAAGACAAGCGUCGAUGCCGAGACUAGUUACAAAAACAAACAGCUCUUAUCUUCUUUUGAGAUUUUGAACCAAGCAGUGAAAUUGAUUGAAAUGGAGAUGCCAGCAGAAAUGCACUUCAAUAUUCCCGAGGUGUUCCACAAAAGUAUAAUUGGAAACGGAGGCUCCACUAUCCAAUCGAUCAUGAAGCGAUACAAUGUUUUCAUCAAGUUUUCGAGCUCGGCAGGAACGAAAAACAAGACGAAUGAUAAAGUUUCAGAGGGAAAGAUCUUGUAUCUGUUCAAGAGACGAGACAAUGUGUUGAUAAAAUGCCCGAUGAAGAACCUGAAAAAUAUCUUGUUCGUGAAGCACGAAAUUGACCAGCUUGUAUCUCAAUGCUGUCAGAACAAAUGCCCUCCUCUGAACGGGAUAUCUGCAAUAUACCACAAUGUGGACGUUAAGCUCUACAGAAGUCACUAUUCCAUGCUUAUCAAGAAAAUGAAGUACGAUCUUCGGUUCAUUAAUGAGCUCGAGGCAGAACAUGGGACUUUCAUUUCAUUUCCCUCUUCAUUACAGAGCUUCCUGAAUAACAGCUCUUUCCUAGUGUCCAUCAAAGGUGGCGAAAUGAAUACAAAAAUUUGCGCUCAACGGUUGGCCCAGCUUUUCCCCCAGUCAUACGAGUUCCAGUUGACGUAUUGCCCCGGCAAAUUCGAGGAGUUGAUCAGCCACAAGAACCAGGAGUUCCGUGACAAAAUAGUGAUUCCCUUGAAGUUGCUUUUGGACAUUGAGAUCGAUUUCUUCACCCUUUUGCAAGCACAGCCGUGCUUCCACCAACUUAUUCUCAGCUCCUAUGACGAAAAAAACUUGGGCGUUGCUGUCCAAAUCAUGACGCAUUUCCUUCGGGAAAAGCAGUUUUUGAUCAUCAAUAAGCAGGAGUUGAAGACCGAAAGCAUUUACUCCGACACGGCGCUGGAGUCGUCGCCUACGAAAAAAAACAGCGGGAACCGCAAUCGAUCACCCACAAGAUCGCCCAACAAAAACCACAAAAGACCGCUCAAAAGCAUCACCAAUGAACCUGUCAAGAACAAGAAAGUGCCAACGCCAGAUCUUCGCCUGCGCAUGACAGAAUGUGGGGUACGACCAUAA
Molecule: messenger RNA, 2577 nt
Organism: Clavispora lusitaniae ATCC 42720
Lineage: Eukaryota; Fungi; Ascomycota; Pichiomycetes; Serinales; Metschnikowiaceae
Cellular component (GO): cytoplasm
Molecular function (GO): RNA binding
Source: RefSeq, a predicted model, not a curated record